CAAGACCAGCAACCUUAUCGGGUUUCUCCAUAUUCCCUGCAAAAUCAACUCGAUCCAGGCUUUAAUCUCAUUCACAGCAAGGGUGCCCACCAGUGUCAACCUCGUCUGGGGCCUCACUUACCAACUCAUUGUCAACACCUUUCCUUAAACCAACUCCCGCAAAGCCACGGACACAACCUUUCAGACCGUCAGCAGCAUCAUCACCAUGCAAUUCCUCACCAUCUACAAUAUAUGCAUAACCAUCAGGGCCAGCAUUUCCAUCAACAACAGCACUUAUUUAGGCAUAUACAUCAUGCAAAUCUUCCGUCACAGCCUCCAAAGACAAUGGAAAGUUCUGGUGAAAUGCAUUAUGGGACGAGUCAGCCCAUGGUCACACAACUUCAUGAAUUCCACUCAAGACAAGCUCCAUCUCCUUGCAGUACAUUAAGCAACACUACUGGAUAUGCUAGUCAUGGCUCUAGUACUUCUGCAUCCGUAUCUACUAGGGCUGCUGUAAGCGCAUCUCAGAGCAGGGUAUCUUGUCCUAAAACCCUGCAAGCCGUGCAUUUGCAGGACCUACUACGCGGUAAAAUCGCCCUUCUCCCUGGAGGAAGAACCAGAAAAGGAGGCCCAAUUUUAUGCUUUCCCGCUAAUUCGCGUGCCGACCAGUUGCAAAUAGAGGACUUAUAUCGUCUUGUGCGCUACUUAACUUAUCUUCCGGAGGAAAACGUCAAAAAACUCGGUUUUGCUGUAAUUAUCGAUAUGCGAAAGGAUACUACUUGGCAUAGCGUGAAGCCUAUAUUAAAGGUUCUUGAAGACUGUUUGGGAAAUAAUGUUGCCAUGAUGUAUAUUAUCAAGCCUGAUAAGAAGCUGGAAAAACACAAGACGCAAAUGAAGAUAGGAAAAUUCAGCUUUGACAUUCAUUUGGUAUCCGUAGAGGCGCUAUUUCGUGAUAUUGACCCAAGCCAGCUUACUCAGGAUCUCGAGGUGCGAUAA
Messenger RNA from Protopolystoma xenopodis, 975 nucleotides. NCBI's taxonomy places the organism in Eukaryota, Metazoa, Platyhelminthes, Monogenea, Polystomatidea, Polystomatidae. The record is from the annotation of a GenBank genome assembly.